Molecule: messenger RNA, 3973 nt
Organism: Neltuma alba
Lineage: Eukaryota; Viridiplantae; Streptophyta; Magnoliopsida; Fabales; Fabaceae
Product: U11/U12 small nuclear ribonucleoprotein 48 kDa protein
Exons: 5
Coding region: 321-2471 (716 amino acids)
Source: RefSeq, a predicted model, not a curated record
GAGAGAAUAUCCACUGUGCUGACAGCAUGACUCGAACAGUGCAAGUCGCAAGUCAGGAUGUCAUCCUAUAUCCGGAAAUACCAGCAUGGUGCCGGGAAGGAUUUUGGAGAGACAAAAGAACGAUGGCGGGGGGCUAGCUGAAGCUGUUGUUUUUUAUCCUUUUGUACUUUCAAGCGUUAGCUUGCCGUUUGUAACCAAAAAACAAAAAACAUCCCCCCAAACCCAAAACACCCCCCCUCCCAAAAACAAAAAACCUCGGCCCAACAGGGGCAAGCCUGGCGGCCUUACCUGAAUCUGGAGUUACGGUGCGGCGGUCACGAAUGACGGAUUCUUCUGCUCCAUCUUUGACCUUCCACCCCACAAACCCUAGCCCCAGGAUGUUCAAUCCUCCCUGCAAUUCGCCACCCGACCUUUCAACAGCCCUCUCAUCCCUGAACAACCUCAUUCACCUCUCGCACCGCACCUUCUAUUCUCUCCCCUCUCUCUUGCGACCGCACUCACAAAACCCUAACCCCAAUCUCGUACAAUGCCCUUUCAAUCAUCACCACCUGAUGCCUCCUGAAUUCCUUUUUCUUCACUACCUCCGUUGCCCUUCCUCUCCUCACCCUCUCCCCAAUCCCGACGACCUCCUUCAUUCUCUCUCUUACCCCAAAACCCUCCAGUUCAAUGAUCGUUGUCGCCAGGACAACUGCUUCCAACAAACUCUCCAUGAUCCUCACGCUGAACUCUUAUUCUCUUUGGAGGAUUACGUCGACGUUGGUUUUAACUUCUUUUACCAUGAUUGCCCGGGUGUGGUUACUUUGUCCGAUGUGGAUGCUAUGAAGAGAACCUUUACGCUUCCUGGUAUAUUAUCAAUUGAAUGCUUUGGUUUUGUUAAGGCUAAUGACAUAGAGAUUAAGUAUUCUGAGCGAGAGCAUUUGGGAAUUCUUCCCUCCGAGUACUGGACUAUCAAGAAAGAGGUCGACGCUUGGGAUGAUUAUCCUACUACAUGCUCGCAUGGUGUUCUUCGUGCGAUUGGAGGUGUAGGAAUUACUAAGGCAUGUGAUUUCAUGAGAUGGAUAAUGGCAAAUUCGCCCAGAUAUGGUGUUGUGAUUGAUAUGCCUAUGGGACAGCAUAUAUUUUUACUGUUUAGUUUAUGUUUGAAGUCGAUUCUUAGAGAAGCUUUAAAUACAUUGGAUGUGUUGAACAAUCAGCUUUUGGAGUUAGAUUGCUCCGAGUGUCCUGUUUUGGUUCGGUCAUCGGCAUGGUUAACAUCACAAAUUUCAAUUUUGUAUGGUUCAACGAAGGGAAAGCUAUUUGUUCUUGAUUUGCUUAAGAUGUGUACUUUAGACGGUGCAUCAGCUCUGUUGUUGUAUACCUUUGGGAAAGCUGACAUUGAAGCCCCCCCAUUUAAAGAAAAGUUUCGGAAUCAAAAUAUUGCUGGCAUGGACAUGAAGGGCGCAAAAUAUGACAUUCUGCAAGAAGGAAAUGCACACUCUGGGCAGAACAACGUUGUGGAUGGAACUAUUUGUAGCUGUAAUGUCUCCAUAUCCCAAGUUGCAGCAGCUAUUGCAGCAUUGCAUGAGCGAUCUUUGCUUGAAGAUAGAAUGAAGAGACUGUGGUUCUCUCAGCAAUCAAACAAAUUUCAGCUGGUUGCUGAGCAUUGUUAUUUGACUGAGAAAGCGAAUGAGGAGAGGAAGAAGAGGCCUAAUUAUAGAGCUGUGAUUGACUACGAUGGGCUUCCUCGACAGCAAUCAUCUAACAUGGGAACAACCGGAGUGAAGACACGGGAGGAGUUACUAGCUGAAGAAAGAGACUACAAACGUAGAAGAAUGUCUUAUCGUGGCAAGAAGAUAAAGAGAUCAACUGUACAGGUGAUGAGGGAUAUAAUAGAGGAAUACAUGGAAGAGAUCAAGCAGGCGGGAGGUGUUGGGAGCCCUAUGAAGCAAUCUGAUGAGAGUGGGAUGUUGCCAUUGGAAUCUCUUUCCCGCCGUGACAUGGAUAUUGAAGCAAAGAUAUUAAGAAAAGGCAGUCGUGAGUCAUCUGUGGCAACAGUUUGUAAUCCAAGUCAUUAUGAACAGAAAUCACGAACUAUCUAUUGUGACAAAAGCAAAGCUGUCGAGAUCCUAGAGGAUGCCUCUCCUAGAGAUUAUGAACAACCUAGACAAGGACAUUCCAGAAAGCAUGGAUAUAUAGAAGCUCAUGGGAAUACUGUCCAUGCACGUUAUGGUAGAAAACAUGCUUCUGGCGGCCCUGAAGGACCAAAUAGUUAUGGCCCAUCAAAUGACAGUAUCAGUUGUCAUAGAAAACAUGAUUAUUCAAGGAGGAAAAAGUAUGAUGAGAAGUCGAGAUCCAGAGAUAGGUGGCAAGGGAACUCUCACAGGAAUCAUGAUUAUGAUUCUCCCUUGAAAAGGGCAUUUGAGGAUCGAUAUGAUCCUUCAGAAUCUCUUGAUCUCUAUGAAGAUAAUGUCUCCCCCGGUACUAAAAGAUAAACUGUGGUGACAGCCAUCAUGUACACUGUGUUCGCUGGAACUCUGAAGGGACAGCGUCCAGAGCAGUAAGAAGUUAUCUGGCUUCAGCAUAUGACUGUAUCCUCCUUUGUAUCCUUAACUGUGAAUUUUGUUCAUUUAAGCAAAUUUUGCUGUGACUUACGGUUUUGUUCAUUAUGUUCGUCAUUUUUUUCUCUUAGAGGGAAGCAAUAAGAAAUGGGAAUCAUAGCAACAAUCUAUCAUCAUGCAAUAAAUCUACGUUGAAGUUUUUAGGAUCAGUGGCGUCUUAGCUCAAUUUAUGAUUGUUUUACUUUCAUGUCACACAAAAAGAAUCAGUUAUGUCUUUUCUUUAUGAAUGGAAUCAUGUUGGACAGAAGUUAUAUGCUUUUUUUUUUUUUUUGGGUGUGCUGAUAUUCUUUGCUUUAGAUAUUGAACAACUAAACUUCUAACGUGUGUUCCUCAUUUUGUUGCUUUGGAUAUUGGUAUGCAACAGCAACAGUGGGCACCUGUAAACUUCAUCGUAUUUCGGAUAUCUUAGCGAGCAAUGAUAGGAAAUAAUAUGUACUUGCCUCUCCUUGCAUAUUUUGUCGUCAACAUUAGCUUGCCCGCAUCCUACCGUUCCAUAUCACAUGUCCUUAGACUACACUUCGAAUACUUGAUGCAUGCAAAAGGCUGGUCGCGUUUCGUUUGUUAGCCAGCUGUGAUUUCAUGGCAACAAAAUGAAUCUGAAACGAAGCGCAUGUUCCAACAAUACCUGAAACUGUGAUUAAUUUCUUGAAAUGUUUGUUACUUUCUUUUGCGUUGAUUUCUUGCUUGAUACAGGAUAAUCUUUCAAUUCUUCCCGUGGUUAACUCAGGUUUUUGUUCGCCUUUUUACCUUCAGAGCUGCAGAAAUCUUUCCUUUGAGUUGACUCGGUCAAUUGUUUAGUUUAUUGUAGACAGCCAGAAAUGGAGCUCGUGUUACUGCUUGUAUAACAUGCCUGGAGAUGGGUCUUGGAGGGGAGAUUAAUUCACCAUGAGAAAAUGUUCUUGAAUCAUGACUGCCUGAAGCCCAGGGUCUCGUUCUUGCCACCAGAGAUAAAACUAUCAAUUCUUUUGCGGCGGGACCACCCAAAGCCUUACUCAAGGCUCAUUUGCCUCUUGUCAAAAUAUGUUUACAUUUUUUCAUUUCCACCUGUUUUAAGGUAUUUCAGUGUGAAUGAAUCGUGUGCCCGGCGCUUUUAGCAAACACUGGGAUUUGGUUGGGUUUUUUUUUUUGGGGGGGGGGGGGGGGUUGUCAAACAACGGGCCACUAGAAGCUUAUUGCAGGAUAACAUUUUAGCCAAGCUGUGUGCAAGUUACUAACAGGUAAUAGCAUCCUUCCAUGCAACUUGCGUGAAAAGGCUUGGAAUGUGAUUAAAUCUAAUUUGGAUUAUUUAUAUUUAAAAAUUUUAGUACUUUUUAAGUGAUGAAUUUCAUUUUAAAAAGUGAUAGCUGAAAUUGUUAGAAAAGUGGUUAUUAGAAUCA